AUGGACUCGUCCCGCUCAGCAGGCUCUGACGGCGGCGCAGACAGUGACCCACGCCGGCUGUCCACAUCAAGGUCGACGACCAAUUCGUUCACAGACAAUACGUUCUGGAGCGAUGAGUCUUACGACCUGGCCGAUCUCACCGUCGCUGAUGGAUUUCGUCCAACCCACGACUCGUUACGAGCACCGACCCCACCACCUACAUCACCACCUCGAGCCACUCUUCAGAUACCCUCUGCCACAAACCCACGAUCACAUUCGCCUUCACCGUCACAUACAUCAGUCGCGUCAUCCUCGCAAAACCCUCCCCCACAGCGGGAGAGCACAGAAAUCGCCGCCCUCAACAAUGGCCUGUCAAUAACACCAGUGCCCCAGGCGCCAACCCGACCUAGGCCCUCGAGUAUAUCAAAAUCACACCGGCCUCAUGAAUCCCUGACUUUGCGGAACGAGGGCCACCAGACGCGCGAAUUCCCUCUGACACCUAGUCCCGCCGGGAUCGCAACUCUCACAACGAGUUCAACCGGGCCAUCUCAUCCCUUUGCGUCAUAUGGCCAGCGCACAACAGAUGAACCUGUCGUGUCGUCCGGCGACGCCGGUAGGGCUUCAGAUUACAGUGGUCCCCGUGGUCCAACCCAUCCAUACAGCCUCUAUCCGCAAGGGACGGCGCCAAUGGAAGAGACCGACGACCAAACGAUACCCGUGGGCUUCAACGGAAUGGGCGCCACGUAUCAACGACAAAUAGGUCCGGAUGGGGAGGAGGCUGGUGAUUUGAUUGGGCCCGAUGGGCAUUUGGAAGAGCUGCCGCCCUACUCGAGAUAUCCUGAGCCAGCCAACGGCCGUCGUCCUUCAGCGGACGAGGAAGGCGGUCAGGUCAGUUCAGCGGGCGCUCAGCCAACUUCAGGAGACACUCCGCCCCCGCAGGGAGCUCAUGUGCUUGCCACGGCCGCUUUGGCUUCCGGGGCGGGUGGCAUUGGCAUCGCUACUCGCAACCCAGAGUAUUCAUCGACCGACGAGAACCUAUCUGUCGACAGGUCUUCGCGGAGCGUUGAUACUACGGACACCAACCGUGGCGACAUCAACGUCGCCGCCCGCGACUUUGCAGAGAAGUUGCCCGGUGGAAAGUGGAGGAGAAGAAUGCGGAGGAAGUUUCUCGGCGUCAUCCCGUACUGGGCCAUCUGCCUGCUGGUGGUCGGCCUGAUCAUUGUGGGCAUCGUCAUGGGCGCUGUUUUGGGCAUCUUACUGUCCGACAGCAACAAGAAGAAACCGGACGGUAACGAGUCCAGAAUCACGCUGGCACCCCAACCGACAGCCGAUGUGGACUUUCUCUCCAGUCUACCCGACGGCCUGAAGCCUUUGCCAGUGGGCUUGUUUGACUUGCCGAGCCUUGACGCCGCCCAAGCUCCAAGGUCCUGUUUCAACGACACAACACAGGCACAGGCCUGGACCUGCGAAAUGCCCUUCCGCUACUACUCGAUGGAAAUUGGCAUGAACCCAAAUGCAUCCGAGGUGAAGAACUACAACAUUCAACUCGAAGCCAUCAACGGCUCCAAUGCUGUAUACGUCUGGGGAACGCAGCCACCGAACAUCCCCGAUCCCGUCGUUCUCAGACUCGUGAAUGACAGCUUCGAGCCUGGCAGGGGUCCGGCGUGGUGGCGAGAGGUCUCCUAUGAUAAGAGGGUCAUCAUAUCCGAGGGGAGCUUUGACGCUGGUCACAACGACAAGCGUGAGUGGACCUUUACUGGGGGUUCGGAGGCUGGAUUCAACCCAACACGGUUCAUGAGCAACAAACCAGGGCCAGCGGUCGGAGAGAAGGCAUGGAUUUGCACAUGGCCGAAUGUGACAAUGGAGAUCUUCAUCUAUCCCAACCAGAACGCGAGCUCGCCAUCCUGGAGCCCUUCGUCACCGACGCCGGGCGCGACGCCCACAUCGACCAGUGCCGCCGCCGCCGCCACAACAAGCCAAGUGCCCUAUGAUCCCACACCGGCCUAUCCCAAAGUCGUCAAGUUCCUCGAGCGACGAUUAACGGUGGACGACGAUUCGACCGCAGCCAUAUGCGAAAAGGUCCAGAUCGUCAACGGGGGCAAGGGCAGCGAGCCUGUGCUGGAUGACAGCGGCGAGCCCAUCGCGGUCGUGGUCACAGAGAGACGAAGUACCGUGGAGGAGCUGCUCGAGCAGCAAGAGCGCUCACGGCACCCUGACACAGAUCCCGACCCCGAGGAACGGAAGCGAGCCGAGAUCACGCAGGUGCUGCGGCGUGAGACCCUGGAGCUGACAGACUGCGGCUGUCUGUGGUGGUCGACAUGAUGGCCCCUGUUGUGAACCAACGCGCCUUUUUCUUCUUCUUCUUUCUCUAUAGCCCUGUUUGUUUGAGCAUUUCGAGGCAUGCACGCCACAUAUUCCAAAAGCGGAUCUGGUGUAGGUAGGCAUGACGGCGUUUGAUAUCCCCUCAUUUCUGUACACAUUACGCAUUGCCGGGGGGGCAAGGACAAAAGGGGAACGCGGGGCCCGGGCGGCAGGCACAUUUCGGUUCCUCACGACUUUCUUGCACUUCCCGUUUUGCGCGCGUUUGAAUGGAUCCCAGCCAAGGGCAGGCUUGCUGGCAGAACAAGGCGGGAACUACUCUGUACUGUGUGAUUGAUUUGGGCAUUGGGCGUUUCUGGGUAGGAUAUGACAACGAUUUCAUCUACAGACGAGGGGCGCGCAGACUGUCGUCCCUCAUAGCUAGACACGUAAAGAGACUUGAUAUUUGACGCGAUCAACGA
Messenger RNA from Emericellopsis atlantica, 2759 nucleotides. RefSeq lists its product as uncharacterized. NCBI's taxonomy places the organism in Eukaryota, Fungi, Ascomycota, Sordariomycetes, Hypocreales, Bionectriaceae. The transcript has 2 exons. The record is from RefSeq and is a predicted model, not a curated record. Bases 1 to 2301 code for a protein of 766 amino acids.